Prunus dulcis (almond) is the source of this 867-nucleotide messenger RNA. Its product is annotated as probable LRR receptor-like serine/threonine-protein kinase At3g47570. The transcript is spliced from 5 exons. The record is from RefSeq and is a predicted model, not a curated record. Bases 1 to 867 code for a protein of 288 amino acids. NCBI's taxonomy places the organism in Eukaryota, Viridiplantae, Streptophyta, Magnoliopsida, Rosales, Rosaceae. Gene Ontology annotation, molecular function: protein binding.
AUGGAGCAGAAUAUGUUCAGCGAAAGCAUACCUCCAAGUCUUGCCAAUUGCCAAAAGCUACAACUACUUAAUCUUCCUAGUAACAAUCUAACAGGCACCAGACCUAAGAAGCUUUUUACACUUUCUUCCCUUACAAUUUCUUUGAGCAUGUCUAACAAUUUUUUGACUGGUUCGCUACCGUCUGAAGUGGGAGAUUUGGUAAACCUGGCGGAGCUAGAUGUCUCCGGAAACAAAUUAUCAGGAACAAUUCCUGAGUCCCCUUAUAGCUUUAAGAGGCUUGGAAGAGAUGUUUCACGCAAUAACUUAUCUGGAAAAAUUCCUGAUUUCUUAGGCAAGUUUAGAGCUCUUAACCAUCUCAAUCUUUCUUAUAAUGAUUUUGAGGGUGAAUUGCCUAAAGAAGGGAUCGUUUCAAAUGCUAGUGGUCUCUCAGUUCUCGGAAAUCAUAGGCUCUGUGGUGGCAUCCCACAAUUACUUUUACCUGCAUGCUUGCGCAAAAAGCCUCAUUCAUCUCAAGGAAUUCUUGCGCCAAAAGAAUUAGAACCAGUUGAAUCAACUAAUGGAUUCUCUAUGGACGCUAUGAUUAGUAUGGGAAGCUUUGGUUCUGUUUACAAAGGAACGAUCCCUACAACUGGGAAGGUAGUUGCUGUUAAGCCGAGCAAUGUUCUUCUCGAUGAAGAUAUCGUAGCCCAUGUUGGUGACUUUGGUUUAGCACGGUUCCUCUUGGAAGCAUCAAAUACUCAAUCUCAAAGUCAAAUCAUGUCAGCUAGGCUAAGGGGUUCCAUAGGCUACAUUCCUCCGGGUAGUAUGGCAUGGGAUGCCAAGUUUCCUUAUUGGGAGAUAUCUAUAGUUUCGGAAUACUGGUGCUAG